AUGCCAAAAGAGAGGAUCAGAUUCAUAGCGGAUACCAUAGAUGGCGCAGCAGAGCAGAUACUUCAUCUUUUGGAGGGUGCCGACAAUCAAAGAGAAGUGAUAUACUUUCAUGGCUGGUCGGGGUGGGGAGCAUCUGCUGUACUCAAAGCAGUCGUCAAACAACUAAGAUCAUCAUCUGGAUUGGCUGACACUGGGACAGCAAGGGACUUGGGAAAGAUCAUCCACGUUGAUGUCUCACAGUGGCAAAGCAAGAGAGCCCUACAGAAGGUGAUUGCAGAGGAGCUUGAGCUACCCCCGCAGGUGAUGGCACUCUUUCACCAGCAUGAUGAGGAGGAUGAUUUUGAUGGGGUGGAGCAGAGAGAUAGAGCUGUGAUUCCUUACGUCAAAGCAGCGAUCAUGAAUGAACUUAUGGCUCGCAGAUUCCUUGUGGUUUUGCACAAUGGGAGUGGCAGCUACAUCGAUCCGUGGGAGGCCGGUGUCCCUGUAAUAGGGCAAUUGAGCAGGAGGGUGUUGUCUACAUCUCGAGGCAGGUUCGGGCAUCAUGCCAAAGAUGGGCAUGGAACGUCUUGGUGGUUGCAUGAUGUGGAGUCAGCUAAAUGGAGCGAUGCAACUAUAUCUGUUAUGUCAUCACUAAUUUUUGAGGAAGAUACAUUUGCAAGACUUCAAAUCCUUAGGCACGCUCUAUAUGCAGAGGCCGAGGAGGUUGCUAACUGCACAGGUGUCCCUGAACCUGACAUGAGCCCAAAGAUUGUCAUUCAAUGCAUCUUGUAUAUGGCACUGAGACACAAUGUCAACAUCAGUUGGGAGUCCCAUGCGUCCAACUAUUGGGUAUGUGAUGCGAUCAUACAUAAUGGCACUGACUGUGGCAGGUCGGCAUGGGAGAUUGGCGACGCUUUGCAGAGGAACAUGAUCAUGGAUUUUUGUAGUAAAUGUGCUGAAGAAAUCCGUAAUGCGCCGAGGGUUGAACAGCAGAGGUUUCUCGACCAUUGGGUUUCAGGGCUUUCAGUUAAUUACCAGAAGUCAAAACAACUCUGUUAA
Miscanthus lutarioriparius is the source of this 1038-nucleotide messenger RNA. The record is from the annotation of a GenBank genome assembly. Lineage: Eukaryota; Viridiplantae; Streptophyta; Magnoliopsida; Poales; Poaceae.